Messenger RNA from Acanthosepion pharaonis, 4224 nucleotides. Lineage: Eukaryota; Metazoa; Mollusca; Cephalopoda; Sepiida; Sepiidae. The record is from the annotation of a GenBank genome assembly.
AUGGGAUACACGGGAAUGUUCAGUCUCAUGAAUAAGUGCUCCAUAUCUCAGCCCAUGAUCAAAUUACUCAUCGACCAAAUGAUGCUCUCAGCCGACUCUUCACAGUGCUACAGUGGUAUUUUGAGCCUUUUGCAACUAAUCCAGGAAAGUGAUAUGGUCACUAAAUUGGAAACCAGUAGACAGCUUUUACAAUUACUUGUUUCAAAAUCUGGUGCAGCUAAGAACUUUUCCAAGCAACUGUGCUGGCAAGAGAUUCUCUCCUUCUCUCAGAACAACACAAUGGGCCCUCCAAUGUAUGAACAGGUGAAAAAAAAACUAUUGAAUUGGAGAAGAUUCCAGAAGAGCGUCCAUGAACAAGUUUUAUUAAGUACAAGUGCUGAGGAUCUCAGCAGUCUGGCACAGCGUGUUGGAUGGAAAGGAAUGGAGGGACUGUCAAAUGGCCUGCUUUCUCACAGUGAGAGCAUGAAUGAUGUGCCUACAGUACCGGAAGAAGAGGAAGAAGAAAUACUGGAAGAGAGUCAAGCGUCGGCAAUGCAGGCAGAGAAUUUCCAGAGGGCGUUGGAUAACCUCGGAAUCCAGAAGAUCUACGUGCGGGAAUCAGUGGAGAAGAAUGAAGAAUUCACGCAGAACAUGUUGAUCAUCUUAUUGACCAUUAUGUGGAAGGGUGUUGAUGGUUCUGAUGCAGCCGCAUGGAAGGAACGAGGUCAAGUGUUUUCAUGUCUUGACAAAAUGAAUCAGUCUUAUGAAUUGUUAAGGCAUCCAAAUGAAUUGAAACGGCGCCUUCUGGAAAUGAUGCUGCAUUCUUGUACUUCAGACUUACGAGAAUCCAGUCAAGCUUUUGCUAAUCAUUCGGAAAAUGCAAUUGAAUUGAUCAAAAUUGCCCAAGACUUCAUCAUUGGAAACAUUAAUGGCAACGAUCAUGUCUACAGUGAAAGGUUGGUUGAGGAUAUUAAGACCCUACUUGAUGCCCUGGCUGUGUGGGGAUACCUGUGUGCAGUAGCCACCGCCCGGUUGCAUUCCUUAGUGCAGACUAGAACCCUGACCAGUUCCGCAGAAGCUUCUUAUUUAAUUGGUACUUUAUAUGAUAAUGUACAGAAAGCAAUUGAAGAAAAUAGUGAUACUUACUCUUUCCUCAUCCCUGUCCUCAAAGCUUUGAUCGACAAAUCAUACACUCUUCUUAAUAUGGAAAUUUACUUACCAAACCUGCCAGCCACUGCCAGAAGUCCAACCUUUUUUGAUGAUUUCCGCAUCUAUUGUGGUGGUUGUGAGUGGUCCAAUUUUGUUUGUACACAGGAGGAGGGGAAAAGCAAAUUGACGUUUCAGAGUCAGAUUGUUGAUGUUGCCAAGCAUCGAAUAUCACAGGAACAACGCCGCUUUCAAAAUGUGACAACCCAAUUAAGAAAUCAGCACAAUUCCACCAUCAGGCAAUGGAGGGCAACAAAGCGAUUAUUUUCAGCUAAACGUGGGGCAUGGAGUGAUAAAUCAACUGAAUGCAAACACUGGAAAUUAUCAAAUCAAGAAAACUUUUCUCGUAUGAGGGUAAAAUUAAUCCCAAACUAUAAUUUUGACCCGCACACGGAACCGAGUAAGCUGAGAGACAAUCUGGAUAUAUCUGAAAUGGCUGAUAAUGACAAACUGAAGAAAUUGGAGCUUGCCAAAGAAGCGCUAAUCGCCCAUGAAAACAUUGCAGAUGAUACACUCGGAGAUGAAGAUUGGAAUGUCAUCAGUUCAGCCAAUACAACUGGGGAGGAAUAUUCCGGUAAAGAGAAAUUGGUUCUAUUUGAAGAAUGUGAACUGAUCACAAUGGUGGAUGUCAUCAAAGGUCGGCUAGAGGUAACCACAACACAUGUCUACUUUUUUGACUGCAGCCCUUAUAAGGAAGAAGGUGGUGAAGACUUCAAAUGGAACUUGUCACAGCUGAGAGAAAUACAUUUUAGACGUUAUAAUCUUCGAAGAAGUGCCUUAGAAUUAUUCCUGAUUGAUCAGACUAAUUACUUUCUCAAUUUUGAAAAAAAGGUGCGUAACAAGGUUUACAGUCGAAUAUUAAGCUUGAGACCUCCAAAUUUAAUCUAUCAUGGGACAAGAUCACCUGCAGAAUUACUGAAAGCAUCAGGACUUACACAAAAAUGGGUACAGAGAGAAAUCUCCAACUUUGAAUACCUGAUGCAACUCAAUACAAUUGCGGGUCGCACGUACAAUGAUCUCAGCCAGUAUCCAGUUUUUCCCUGGAUCCUAUGUGAUUAUGAAUCAGAAAAGUUGGACCUUGAAAAUAAGGAGAUUUAUCGUGAUCUGUCCAAACCAAUUGGUACUGUCAAUCCGAAGCAUGAAAUGGAGGUUCGAGAGAAAUUUGAUUUGUUUGAAGAUCCCAGCGGCACCGUGGAAAAGUUCCAUUAUGGGACUCAUUAUUCCAAUGCGGCCGGGGUUCAACAUUUUAUGAUCAGGAUGGAGCCUUUUACAACUUUGCACAUUCAAUUGCAAAGUGGCAGGUUUGAUGUUGCUGAUCGGCAGUUCCAUUCAAUUCCUGCUUCCUGGCAGUCUGUUUAUGAAAAUCCAAAUGAUGUCAAAGAAUUGAUUCCCGAGUUCUUCUAUUUACCUGAAUUCUUGUAUAAUAGUAAUAAUUUUGAUUUAGGUACCCUCCAAAACAGCAAAGAAAGUGUCCAUCAUAUUGUCCUACCAAAGUGGGCCAAAACAGCUGAAGAAUUUAUAUACAUGCACAAAAAAGCUCUGGAAUCCGAUUUUGUAUCUUGCAAUCUGCAUCAUUGGAUUGACUUAAUUUUCGGCUACAAACAGAAGGGACCACCUGCUAUCGAGGCUCUCAAUGUAUUCUACUAUUGUACAUAUGAAGGUGCUGUGGAUUUGGAUGCAGUCAAAGAUCCAACUGAGCGUAAAGCAUUGGAAGGAAUGAUUAACAAUUUUGGUCAGACGCCAUGCCAACUUCUUAAGGAGUUGCAUCCAAGGAGAAUGACUUUUGAUGAAGUUGCCAGUCGUGCCACUUCCUCUGUUUUGUUGCUCUCCACAGCUUCCUCUCUUUCACCACUAUCUACAGCUUCCUCUCUUUUGUUGCUUUCUACAACUUUCUCGCUUUCACGGCUCUCCACAGCUUCCUCUCUUUUGUUGCUUUCCACAACUUUCUUGCUUUCAUGGCUCUCCACAGCUUCCUCUCUUUCACCACUAUCUACAGCUUCCUCUCUUUUGUUGCUUUCUACAACUUUCUCGCUUUCACGGCUCUCCACAGCUUCCUCUCUUUUGUUGCUCUCCACAAUCACAAUCACCGAAGACAGAAUUCUUGGCAUUCAUGGAUGGCUGUGCUAUGACAAGUCAAUUUCCAAUUAUUUCACAUUUGAAAGAGAUCCGUCCUUAGCUAACAACAAAACAAAGAAGAGGCUGCAUGGUACAUUUUAUCCAGGGUUGAAAAUCGAUCCAAAAUUGUUUGUUGUCUCACAUGAUGCAAAACUCUUAUUUAUUGGUGGCUACUGGGACAACAGCUUGCAAGUGUUUCAUCUGAGCAAACUAAGAAAAGUCAAUCACAUUUUUGGACAUAUCGAUAUUGUAACAUGCCUCGCAUUGGAUUACUGUGGCAGUUACCUUAUUACAGGAUCCAAAGAUACAACUUGUAUGAUUUGGAAAGUUUUGAUGCAGGGAGGCUGUUCAUAUAGUUUAUCUUCAAAGCCCAGCCAAAUCCUGUAUGGUCAUGACAAAGAAGUUACUGCUGUCUACAUCUCCACAGAGCUUGACAUGGCUGUGUCUGCCUCCAGGGAUGGUACAGUGAUCAUCCAUACUGUGAGGAAAGGUCAUUAUAUGAGGACAUUGCAGCCACCUUGUGAGCCGAUAGAACACCUGCACAUUCCACUCUUGGAUGUAGCUGAAAAUGGGCAAAUUUGCAUCUUCUGUCAGCAGAACCAACCCUCUGAAAAGAGUGAUAAAUACACUCUACAUUUAUACACUGUCAAUGGUAAACACCUGUUUCAACAGAAAGUGACAUAUCCAAUCACUGACAUGAUAAUUAAAGAAAAUUAUCUGAUUUCUGGCAAUGACCAGGGUCAUUUAACAGUCUAUGAAUUGUUUGGUCUGAGCCCGCAGACAACAGUUCCACUUUUGGUCCCUAUUCAGUGCAUUGCAUCUACUCCAGGCAACACACACAUUCUGCAAUGUGACACUCCACCCCGACACAUUGGUGACCAAAGGUCUGCUACAACCAAGAGAAAUGAUGUUGUCAGUGUUUAG